AGCAUGGAAGAGAGACCCGGGGACAGUUUAUUUACAUCCGAAGAGGCUGUGUAAGUUUAGAGGGAAGCCGCUGCGUGUGUCUCCCUCUUUACUUUCACCGACCCCCUCCUCCUCCGCUGGCAGAAAUUUAUAAAGAACAAAAAAUCCGACGAGGGAGGGAGGGGGGUUGAUAUACGCCGAGGCUGAAAUCGAGAGGCGAACCCAGGGAAAGAGGAGUAAUUUGUACACGGGACUUUCCCCCUCUUAGUCCCCCAAAAGGAGGGGGAAAAGUCGCAAUAUUGGAAACGAAAAGGAAUGAGCUUCUAAGGGCGUGAAAACGUCUGCAAUUGUGGAUACUUUAUAUAUUUUUAUUUCGAAAAAAUAUGGCCGAGAACGUUCUGGACUCUGGCCCGCCUUCAGCCAAGAGGCCUAAACUCUCCUCUCCGGCACUUUCUGCCUCCGCCAGCGAUGGAAAUGAUUUCGGCUCUCUUUUCGACCUGGAGCAUGAUCUCCCAGACGAGCUUAUUAGUUCCAAUGAACCAGGGCUGGUCAAUGGUGGAGACCUCAGCCAGUUGCACACCACACUGGGAGGAGGACCUGCAGGGCUUGGUCCUGGUGGAGGUAGUGGAGGGGCAGGAGGAAUGGGUCUUGGUCUUGGCCCUGGAGGGGGUCCUGGUGGAGGUCAGGAUGCGGUGGCCAAGCACAAACAGCUGUCUGAGCUUUUGCGUUCAGGAGCCCCAUCCUCUACCCAACAAGGGCACCAAGGAGCCAUGGGUAGCCCUGGAGGGCCCACUGCUAUGGGGCAACAUUUGGCAAACAUGAAGGCGUCUCCUGGCCAGGGGCCUUCGCAGAUGAUGGGCCAGGGGCAGCAGCAGCACCUCUCCCCUCAGCAGCAGGCUAACAUGAUGCAGCAGAAUGCCACAAUGAUGGGUGGCAUGAACAGGGCCAUGAUGGGAGCGCAGCAGAAAGGCAAUAACGGACAGCAGCAGCCAGGCAUGAUGGGAAGUCAGGUGAUGAAUGGCUCCCCCAGGAUGGGCUUCGGAAAUCAAGGGAUGGGUGGCAACAGUAACCUGUUGGCUGAGACCCUUCAGCAACAGGGGGCUGGAGGUCAAGCAGGGAUGAGAGGCCAGCAACCUGGAGCAAUGAACAAGAUGGGUAUGAUGGGAAACCCAGGGGGUCCUUUUGGAGGUCCAUAUGCUGGGCAGGGCAAUCAAGGUCUAGGAGGGGCAGGGCUGGGCCCUCAGCUCCAGAACAAAGGUCCCAUGGCAAACAGCCUGGCCCAGUUCAAUGUGGACAAGAAGAACCAGCCCAUGCAAGGAAUGGCUGCCAUGGGCUCCCAGCAGACACAAACGGGUGUAGGUGGCCCCUCUGGUGCACCUUUGGGAGCGGCCCCUGGGAUGGUGCCUAAUGCUCAAGCUGGUCUGGUAGGUCCUGGUGCCCAGGUUUCUGCAGCAUCUGCUGCAGCUGGAGCACCUCCUACAGCUGACCCUGAGAAGCGCAAGCUCAUCCAGCAGCAACUGGUGCUCCUGCUCCAUGCACACAAGUGCCAGCGGCGGGAGCAGGCCAAUGGUGAAGUACGUCAGUGUAACCUGCCCCACUGUCGCACGAUGAAGAACGUCCUCAACCACAUGACUCACUGCCAGGCUGGCAAGUCCUGUCAGGUUGCUCACUGUGCAUCAUCGAGGCAAAUCAUCUCCCAUUGGAAGAACUGCACGCGACAUGACUGUCCUGUGUGCCUGCCGCUGAAGAAUGCUGGGGACAAGAGGAACCCGCAGUGUGAGUCUCUACUUGGUGGGGCUGCAGCAGGUCUGGGCAGCUCCCUUGGAGCAGUGCCUGGCGGCCAACCAAGUGCUCCCAACCUCAACCAGCCGAGCCAGAUUGACCCCAGCUCCAUAGAAAGAGCGUAUGCAGCCCUGGGCCUCACUUACCAGGGCAACCAGAUCCAGGCUCAGUCUUCCCAGCCCAACAUGCCUAACCAAGGCAUGCAGGGCCAGGCGGGCAUGAGGCCUCUGAACCCGAUCGGUGCAAAUCCUAUGGGAGUCAAUGGAGGUGUAGGAGCUCCUACUCAGAGCCAACAAGCUAACCUGCUGCAGGAUACCAUGAUGCACCUCAAUGUGACCAGCCAAGGCCUGAUGAAUGAUGCCAGUGGAGUGGGCUCCAUGCCCACAGCAGGUCCUCCCUCUGCCACAGGCAUGAGGAAAAGCUGGCAUGAGGACAUCACGCAGGACUUGCGAAACCACUUGGUACACAAACUUGUUCAGGCAAUCUUUCCGACUCCUGAUCCUGCCGCCCUCAAGGAUCGCCGAAUGGAGAACCUAGUGGCCUAUGCUAGAAAAGUUGAGGGGGACAUGUACGAGUCAGCCAACAGCAGAGCUGAGUACUAUCACCUGCUAGCAGAGAAGAUUUAUAAAAUUCAGAAAGAGCUGGAGGAGAAGAGGAGAACCCGCCUCCAGAAGCAGGGCUUGGGCCUUGGGCCUGCCGGCAUGGGCCAGCCCCCCACGGGACUUCCUCCAAAUGGUCCUCUCCCUGACCCAUCAAUGGUGCGAGCAGCUGGACCAAAUCAGAUGGUCAACAGGAUGCAAGGCCCAGGUAUGAACCAGUUCAAUCAGAUGGGGAUGCAGCCCAUGGGCCAGAGGUCCACACCUCCUCUCCCAAUGGGAGCGUCUGGCAACCAGAUGGGAAUGGUUGGACCGAGGAUGGGCCAGCCAAAUGUGAACCCGCUCCCGAACCAGUUUCUGUCCCAGGGACAGUUUCCUGGCUCAGGACCCGGAGUUGGAGCAGCUCAGCCAGGGAUGGCUCAACCUGGAGCACAGGCAGGCAUGACACAGACACAGAUGGGCACUCCUCCCUCUCUUCCAGUUGCUAGUCCUUUAGCACAGCCAGGUUCAGCCAGUGGUCCUGGUAGCGUUUCUGCAGUUGGACCCAUGGGUCCUCAGAGUGUUGGCGCUGCAGGUCCUAACUCAUCUGUUGCUGCUCCUUCAAUGACUCCAUCUAACACAAACCAGCAGCCGAACUCCAUCCCACAUUUGGCAGCCAUGCGCGGCAGCUCUCCCUCUCCUGCUCACAGCCGGUCUCCAACCCCUCACCAAACGCCGCCCAGACUAGCAGGGUCCCAGACCCCACAGCCACAUACCCCUAACGCACCACAGCUGGCUCCACCCUCGGCCCCCCAGCAGAACCAGCUUGGCCAGGGCCCCGGCUCUAACAAGUCCCUCCAGCAGCAGCACAUUGGGCCAGCUGGUUCGACCACUCCGUCUCAUCCUGGACUGACCUCCAGCUCGACACCGCAUGGUGCUCAGCUGCCACGCACUCCGCUGUCCCAAAAGGGUUCUUUCCCGGCGGACGGUCAGGCCAUGACUCCAGCCUCUGUCAACAGCCUGGACACUUCCUCCCAGCAGCCACAGCUGGACACUUCAGCCACAAAUGCCGACACCAAGAUGGAGGUCAAGCAGCAGGAUGAGGAGGAGGAGAGCGAUGCAGGCAGCUGUUCAAAAGGAGGGAAGCUCAGUAACCUCAAAACUGAGGAGAAGCCUGUGAAGAUAGAGCUGAAAAAGGAGGAGGGCUCUGGAGAAGUAGGGAAAGGAGCUUCCAUGGAUACAUCAGCAACAACGCCAACAGCGGUUGUGAAGACAGAAGACAGGAAGCCAGAAAUAAAGAAGGAGGCGAAAGAGGAAGAGGAGACGUCGGAGGCUACACCACAGGCCCCUGCGAAGAAGAAGAUUUUCAAGCCAGAGGAGCUUCGCCAGGCUCUGAUGCCCACACUAGAGGCUCUCUACAGACAAGAUCCAGAAUCUCUGCCCUUCAGAAUGCCUGUAGACCCGCAACUGUUGUGCAUACCUGACUACUUUGAUAUUGUGAAAAAUCCCAUGGACCUAUCAACUAUCAAGCGGAAGCUGGACACAGGUCAGUAUCAGGAUCCCUGGCAGUAUGUGGAUGACAUCUGGCUGAUGUUCAACAAUGCCUGGCUGUACAACCGCAAGACAUCCAGAGUCUACAAGUACUGCUCCAAGCUGGCCGAGGUCUUUGAGCAGGAGAUCGAUCCUGUCAUGCAGAGCCUGGGCUACUGCUGUGGGAGAAAGCUGGAGUUCUCUCCUCAGACACUCUGCUGCUACGGGAAGCAGCUGUGCACUAUUCCUCGAGAUGCUACUUACUUCAGCUACCAGAACAGUUCACCAAAAUUUGGGCUUCUUGCUGACAGGUACCACUUCUGUGAAAAGUGCUUCAACGAGAUCCAGGGAGAGACGGUUUCCCUGGGUGACGACCCCACACAGCCUCAGACGUCGAUUAACAAGGAUCAGUUUGAGAAGAAGAAGAAUGACACACUGGACCCUGAACUGCUCGUUGAAUGUAUGGACUGUGGGCGCAGGAUGCACCAGAUCUGUGUUUUACACAAUGAAACAAUCUGGCCAUCAGGUUUUGUAUGUGAUGGCUGCUUAAAGAAGGCGAAUAAGACGAGGAAAGAGAACAAGUAUUCUGCCAAAAGAUUGCCUCAGACAAAGUUGGGCAGUUUCCUGGAGCAAAGAGUGAACGACUUUGUGAAGCGUCAGAGUCACCCUGAGUCUGGAGAAGUCACGAUUCGUGUUGUCCACGUCUCUGACAAGGUGGUGGAAGUUAAACCAGGAAUGAAGUCCAGAUUUGUGGACAACGGAGAGAUGUCAGAGUCGUUCCCCUACAGGACAAAAGCUCUUUUUGCUUUUGAGGACAUUGAUGGAGCAGAAGUCUGCUUUUUCGGUAUGCACGUUCAAGAGUAUGGAUCUGAUUGUCCUCAGCCAAACCAGAGGCGAGUGUACAUCUCUUACCUGGACAGUGUACACUUCUUUCGGCCUCGCUCUCUAAGAACAGCAGUCUACCAUGAAGUUCUCAUUGGCUACUUGGAGUAUGUCAAAAAGUUGGGCUACACCACCGGCCACAUCUGGGCCUGCCCCCCUAGUGAAGGGGAUGACUACAUCUUCCACUGUCACCCGCCCGAUCAAAAGAUCCCAAAGCCCAAACGCCUCCAGGAGUGGUACAAGAAGAUGUUAGACAAAGCUGUCGCAGAGCGGAUAGUGCAUGAUUACAAGGAUAUCUUCAAGCAGGCGACAGAGGAUCGUUUGACCAGUGCCAAGGAGUUGCCUUACUUUGAGGGUGACUUUUGGCCCAAUGUGCUGGAGGAGAGCAUCAAAGAGCUGGAGCAGGAGGAGGAGGAAAGGAAAAGAGAGGAGAACAGCACUUCAAAUGAGAGUAUUGAUGACUCAAAAGGCGACAGCAAAAAUGCAAAGAAGAAGAACAACAAGAAGACGAGUAAGAACAAGAGCAGCCUGAGCCGAGCCAAUAAGAAGAAGCCAGGGAUGCCAAAUGUCUCGAAUGAUCUUUCACAGAAACUCUAUGCCACUAUGGAGAAACACAAGGAGGUGUUCUUUGUGAUCCGGCUUAUCGCUGGUCCCAUGGCAAACUCCUUACCACCAAUUGUGGACCCAGAUCCCUUGAUGGCCUGUGACCUCAUGGAUGGCCGUGAUGCUUUCCUGACGCUAGCCCGGGACAAACACCUAGAGUUUAGCUCUCUGAGGAGGUCUAAGUGGAGCUCCAUGUGCAUGUUAGUGGAGCUGCAUAACCAAAGCCAAGAUCGCUUCGUCUACACUUGUAACGAAUGCAAGCACCACGUGGAGACUCGUUUCCACUGUACUGUCUGUGAGGACUACGACCUCUGCAUCACAUGUUAUAACACUAAGGGCCACGAGCACAAGAUGGAGAAGUUAGGCCUUGGUUUGGAUGAUGAGAGCAGCAACCAGGCUGCAGCAACCACUCAGAGUCCUGGGGACUCUCGUCGCCUCAGCAUCCAGCGCUGCAUCCAGUCCCUUGUCCACGCCUGCCAGUGUCGAAACGCAAACUGCUCUCUGCCGUCCUGCCAGAAGAUGAAACGGGUCGUCCAGCACACAAAGAGCUGCAAGAGAAAAACCAACGGUGGCUGUCCCAUCUGCAAGCAGCUUAUUGCCCUGUGUUGCUACCAUGCUAAGCACUGUCAGGAGAACAAGUGCCCGGUCCCAUUCUGCCUCAACAUCAAGCACAAGCUCCGUCAGCAGCAGCUGCAGCACCGCCUCCAGCAAGCCCAGAUGCUCCGGAGGAGGAUGGCCAGCAUGCAAAGAGUCGGUCAGCCAGCUCCUGGAGGGGCUCCUGGGGGCAACGGCCUCCCCUCUCCAGGAGCCAACAAUGGAGCAACCGGCCCUGGUACGCCUACAUCAGUGGGAACACAGCCUCCAACCCCACAGACUCCCACCCAAGGAAACCUGCCUGCUCUCCCCCAGCAGCAGGGUGUCGGGAUGGGAGGAAUGGGGGGAAUGGGAGCCCAAGGCCAGCAACAGCAGCUUCAACAGCAAGGCGGAGCAAUGCCCCCCCAGCACCACCUCCAUCAGUUUCAGUCAGGGGCAGGUGGGGGUGGAGGGGGGAUGAUGAACUCCCCUCAGCAGCAGAUGGUGCCUCAUAUGCAGCAGCAGCCUCCCAACGUCCAGCAGCUCCAGCAGCAGCAUCCUGGUGGUCUACCCCCUUACAACCCCAGACCUCCUGGAGCCUCUCCUCUCCACCAGUCUCUCGGCAAACCUGGUCUUGGCCCUGCUACACCGCCUCAGCAGCAACAACCCAACCAGAGUCAGGGGUCCAUGCCUGUACAGGGCCAGCAGCAGGGGCCCCCUCUGGCGGCUGUGGAAACGGCUCUGAAGAUCCAGCGACUGGCAGAGACCCAGAGACAGAUGGCUCAGGCCCAGGCUCAGGCCCAGAUACGUGGCCUCGGACAAGGGGGCAUGAUACCACCACACCCCCACCACCAGAACCCCCAGAACCAGAUGGGCAUGCCUCACAUGGGGGCUCAGGGCAUGCCCCCUCAGGCUCAGGGAGUUGUUGGCAGGACUAUGUUAGACCCACAGCAGCAGGGAAUGCUUGCAGGGAUGCAAGGGGGUCCUCAGUCCCAGCUGCCGCCUCAAGUUCAGCAGCAGCUCCAGCAAGUCCAAGGUGCAGGCGGACAACUUCCACCUGGAAACCAGCAGUGGGGGGCCGGGGGCCCAGCCAUGAACCCACAACAGAGGCCAGGCAUGAUGGGUCACAUGGCACCACAGCAGCAGCCCGCUGUCGCUCAGCAGCAGCAACCGAUGAAUCAGCAACAACAGCAACAAGGAAACCGCAGCCUCAUGCAGGUGAUGGGCGUAGCAGCAGGAGCUGCAGGGACUCCUGCUUUGAAUGCAGCUGCUACAGGAAAUCUUCCACAAGCAGCGCUACAAGACCUCCUAAGGACUCUACGCUCCCCAAGCUCACCCCUCCAACAGCAGCAAGUCCUCAACAUCCUGCGCUCCAACCCCACCCUGAUGGCUGCCUUUAUCAGGCAGAGAGCUGCAAGGUAUCAGGGGGGACAAGGGGGCCCUGGAGGACCAGGAGGACCGCCACAAGCAGGACCUGGAGGUGUGAGGUUUCCAGUGCCAGUUGGAGGGCUGCCUGGGGCCAACAUGGAUGGACAGCAGCAGGUUAAUGUAAAUCAGGCUGGUCAGCCAGGAAUGAACAUGGCUCAGGGUGGAGCCAGUGGAGGAAACAUGCCCACCAUGGCUCAGCUUCAGCAGUUACAACAACAGCAGCAGCAGCAACAACAGCAACAGCGCCCAAUGUUGCCUGGAAACCUGCAACAACAGCAAAUGGCUGCUUUACAACAGCAGCAACAGCAACAACAAGGAGCAAUGCAAGCUGGGCAACAAGGCAACAUGGCUAACAUGACACCACAGUUCAGAGAGAUAAUGAGACGACAUCUGCAGCAGCAGCAGCAGCAACAACAACAACAGCAGCAGCAGCUGCAGCAACGGGAGAUGGGCAACCAUGGGCAGUUCCAGCAGCCUCAAGGACUUCAGCAGCAGCAGCAGGGCUUCAUGCAGCCAGGUCAGGGACAACCGGGGAUACCCCCCUCUUCACAACCUCAGGCUGGAGGUGGAGGUGUAGGGGCCCCCCAGCAGCAGCAAGGAGGACCUCAGGGUGGGGCAGGACAGAUGGGUCAACAGCAGGGUUACCCCAACCCCAUGUCCCAGGUAGCUGCAGCGCUCCAGCAGCGGCUGAUGCACCAGCAGAUGCAGCAGAACAGCAUGGGUGGGCUUCAAGGACAAGAUGGAGGACCAGGUGGAGGCACACCAGGAGGACCUCCGCUCCAGCCUGGACAAGGUGGACCAGGGCAGGGGCCACAACAACAGGGUGGAGUCGGCGGAGGGAGUGGGGGUCCCCCGCUGCCACAGACAUCCCAAAGCAUGCUGCACCAGAACAUCCACCAGAGGAUCCUGCAGCAGCAGCACCUGGGCGGGGGCUCUCCAGCUCACCACAGUAGUCCCAUGAGUCCUCAGCAGCAGAUGGCGCAGUCCCCCCACCUCCAAGGACAAGGAGGACUGGGUCCAGCAGGGUCGCUUAGCAGCCAGGUCCGGUCCCCUCAGCCCUCGCCGAGGCCGCAGUCGCAGCCUCCGCACUCCAGCCCGUCCCCACGUAUGCAGCCCUCCACCCAGCCGCAGCCUCAGCCCUCACCUCAUCGAAUCUCCCCACAGACUCAGACUGGCUCACCCCACCCCGCCCACCUAGGCCAACAUCACCAGAGCAUGGCCCCACCCCAACCUCCACAACCCCAGCAGCAGGCAUUACCGCAGCAGCCGGGCGGCUCUGUCGACCCGGCUCAGUUCAGCUCGGACCAGAACUCCAUCAUGUCCCAGCUGAGUGGGAUGACGGGGAUGCACAGCGGGCAGGCAGGGCAGUCGGACAUGUUGGGUGGGAAUAAUAACAGCAACAGCAGCAACCAGGAGCUGGGAACGAACAUUAACCACAACAGUUUAGACAUGAUAUAGCCUUGACUCCGUACUGUCUGUGUGUGGAUGCUCUGAUCGAACAACAAACUGCCACGAGAGGAGAGCGAGGCGGGACUACGGCUUUUAGAAGUUUUUAUUUUUUAUUUAAAUAUUUUUGUGAUGUAUAAAUACGAACUGAAGCUUCCUUCCUAUGGGAGAUGCAACAUGAAUCUUAGAAGUCAAUAAAUGAAUAAAUUAAAACAAUGGUAAGUUAUUGCUGUUAAUAUAUAUCUAUAUAUUUUUGCCAAUUGUGUACAAAAAGGUGGAAGGGCAGUGUUUCAGGUUGAAGAUAUUUCUUCCUUAGUCUAUGACACAAUAUUUUUGGGGACUGAGAAUUUUUGCCUUUUUAUGAAUAUUUUUAAGAUUUUAAAUGUGGCUAAAAAUUAAAGUGAGUUGACACAAUGUACCUUUUUAUUGUUUGUUUCCACUUCAAAUACCCGGUCAUAAUUGUAUCUUUUUUGCAGAGUAAGCAUAUUUUAUUUCUAAGUUAAUUCUUUUCCCACCAAUCCAUGCAUCAUAAAACAAGCGUUAACAUAUCUUCUUGUUCUGGACAGCAUUGUACAGCGACUGCAACAAUUCACAUAUAUGGAAUAUUUGAUAUGUGGGUGGGAACGGUGUUAAAUGCAGUUAAAUUUUGCCAGGUGUCUUUCUUAUUUUUGCUUUUUUUGUUUGUUUUUGGCAGGGUUUAUUGCUUAGAAUUAAACCUCGACAGUGUUUUUUGGGGAGUGGGUGACAUUGAGCGUGGGUAUGGUCGUGUUUUUCAAUGAUCAGACCUGCAGAACAAACCUUUUCACCCAUGGGCCUCAUCUCCGCCCUCUAUCAUUAGUUUUCCUAUGAAUGUGCACACCUUCCUUCCCCUAACCCCCCCCUCACCUGAAUUAAAGGAGGGAUGAACUGUUAAUUUCAGAUGGUCUAGCUGUCAGAUGCAUUGGCUCAUGUUGUGAAGGUUGUGUGUAAAUAUUUUCCAGCCUUGUUUAUGAACUGUGACAUGGAAGAGGUCGGUAAAGAUGUUUUGCUUGGGCUGCGGAGGUUUGAGAAAAUCCUGCCUGUACCCUCAUCCCCUCCAACGGUUUCCUCUCCUUCCUCUUUACUCCUCAUCCUCAUGAUCGCCUCUCAGCCACAAGAUUUAUUUCAUUGUUAGUACUGUACAGAGUAAGAAAUGGUGGACUUAGAUACUGUUUUUGUAAUGAAAGUGAAAGAUGUAAAAAAAAAAAAAAAAAAGCAAACAUGUACAUACUUUAAACCUUAUAAGCAGUGAAUUUCUUUUCCGCUGCUUGUUUCCCCUUCUUGUUUGAUUGGAUAUUUGCUGUAUCUGUAAAAAACUACAAAAGUACUCCUGAGCUACUGUACAGUAUUGAGAUUUUUUUCUAAAAGGUACAGUGUGGGGUGUUGUCGGUCACAAGCACCAAUGCGCCUUUUUCUGUGUAUUUUUGACAAGGUUUUAGGGAGGGAGGGGCAACAAGUUAUACACACCUGAACAAUCUCAAAACCUGCAGAUAGUCGAGCCGAAGCACGGGUUCAUUCAAGGUGUGAUCUGAAAGAGUUUAAAUCUGGUCAUUUAGCUUUUUAUGGAGAGGACUGAAGACACAAUAUUCACAUGCUCACUAUUUUUCUCAAAAGGUUGGGCUUGCUGGGUGUGGGGAGGGGAUGCAUCAGAACCAGGUGGCAAUAUAUCUUGAGACUUAUUUUAUAAGAAAAAACAAGGAAAAACUGUCUUUUAUAUAUAGAUAUAUUAUUUAAUUUUAUUUUUUGGAAAUAAAACUUGAAGCUACAGGAAUUAUUAGAUAAAACAUGUUUUGUUUUGUAUUAAAGAUGUUAUGGUGAUGCAAAAAGACACUGCAGACAGUCAUUCAGUUUGCCCUGGGGAGGCCCUGGGGAGGCCGUGGAGUAUAUUCUACCAUCCUUUUUAAGAAAUGUUUCAUGUACAUGAAUAGAGUUGUAAACAUACUGAAUCACUGUACAAACCGAUGGCAACUGAACAAAUAGUUUUGUUUAAUCAUUUCUUCUCCUUCAAAGAGACUGGAAAUAAGACUAUUUAAAUAUUUGUUUAGUAUUCAGAUGGAAUCUUUGACCACUUUUUCGUUCCUCUUGUUAACAAUUUUGGUGCUUGCUGAGAGAAAGCAAAAAUAACUGUUGCUCCAUUUUCAUUAGUUUCUUUUUUUUUAAGUUAUUUUGGUGGUCUGAUUGUUUUUUUGCCAAUAAAUUAAUUGUACAAUAAAGUAUGUUUGUACCAUUGAAAAAAUA
This is a messenger RNA of Cheilinus undulatus (humphead wrasse), 11054 nucleotides long. RefSeq names its product E1A binding protein p300 a (gene ep300a). The record is from RefSeq and is a predicted model, not a curated record. Gene Ontology annotation, cellular component: transcription regulator complex; nucleus; histone acetyltransferase complex. The coding region runs from base 363 to 8810 and encodes 2815 amino acids. NCBI's taxonomy places the organism in Eukaryota, Metazoa, Chordata, Actinopteri, Labriformes, Labridae. Gene Ontology annotation, biological process: positive regulation of transcription by RNA polymerase II. Gene Ontology annotation, molecular function: histone acetyltransferase activity; protein binding; chromatin DNA binding. The transcript has 31 exons.